UAUAACCUUGAAAAACUCACCAUAACCCCACAUAAGCAUUGUUCUAUGCACAUGAUCCAUAAACUGUCUUCAAAAACAACUUUGACUAGUUUCUCGAGAACACCAAGUUUAUCUGCUCCAAGCCAUGUCUUUAUUAAAUAAGCUGUGCCCAACCUAUAGCAAACUCCCCGUAGUGCUGCAAAAGUUUAUUCAAGUGCGGAACUCCGGUUACAACACGUCGCUGUUCUUAGAAGAUGUAGGCCCAGUGAGUCGCCAAUAUGAGAUCACAAAAGACCCGACAGAUUGGGAGCAUGUCAAGAACUUGUUACCCGCGACUGUGGUGCCUAAACCUUUAGAAAAGACCACUUAUCCUUCAGGAUGGAAACCGCAAGCCAAAGAUUUGUCAGAUCGGCCCUAUUUUGUACCAAGGACCAAAAACUACAUGAUACCUUGCUAUUUGAAAAUCAGUAGCUUGCAGUUGAAAAGGACCACGAUUAUCAGGCACAUUGAGGGCGAUAUUUGGCUUUUGGAGAAGGAGAUUAAGGAGUUUCUUGCGCCCCAAUUCUUCCAGCCCAUCAGAUCGCAAGUGAACGAGUUUGCGGGCUAUAUAAGAAUCAACGGCGACUAUGUAAAUGCAGUGAAGCAUUUCCUUGAACAGAAGGGUUACUAAACUCGCUUUUUAUGUAAGUGGUUUUCAGUAUAUUAAGUUGGAAAAGAUA
Messenger RNA from Dendroctonus ponderosae (mountain pine beetle), 698 nucleotides. It is a transcript of the gene mRpL49, whose product is annotated as probable 39S ribosomal protein L49, mitochondrial. The record is from RefSeq and is a predicted model, not a curated record. Lineage: Eukaryota; Metazoa; Arthropoda; Insecta; Coleoptera; Curculionidae. Gene Ontology annotation, cellular component: ribosome; mitochondrial large ribosomal subunit. Gene Ontology annotation, molecular function: structural constituent of ribosome. Bases 125 to 649 code for a protein of 174 amino acids. The transcript is spliced from 3 exons. Gene Ontology annotation, biological process: translation.